UGGCGCGGCAGUCGGUGAAGCUGCCUGUGACAGCGCCUUCAGAGCGGAAACUUUGGUGGUAGCGGCUGUGUCAGUUGGGAGUAAAGUCAACCAUCAGCGACGAGGAAAUUUCAGCGAGCAGCAGCGGUCACGGCACUGACGCAGAAAGGCGGCGGCAGAAAGCUGGCAUUUCCCGGUGGCCCGGCGCCAUGUCCUUCAGGCAGCGGCCGCAGCUGACCGCAGAGGAGCUUCUACAGCUCCACUCGGAGCCCGGUCUCGGACUGCACAACCCGGCCUUCGCCCUGGAGGAGCGGCCGCGUCAGGCGUCCGACGUCCUGAGUGACUCUUCGGAUGACGAGCAGGACGGUAUCACCUUCUCAGCGGGACCGCGCGCGGCCAAAGAACCCGCUUCCCACACGUCAGUGGAAGUCGAGACCAGUCUGUCGACCCCCGCCGCCGCUCCGGCAUCACGAUCUGAGACGGACCGCAGCCCGACGCAGCCGAGAACGUCGCCUCUCGCGCAGCAGCGGAAUCUGUCAUCAUCUCCUCGCGGCCCCGGCUCCGUCUCUCCGCUCGCCGUCCACAACGUCUCUGCCGGCCGGCCAGACUUCCAGCCGUCUGCUACGCCAUCUCCUGACCUUCGCGGGGCCACUACAGCGACCUCCUUCACCCCCGCCGAAGACGACGCUUCCGUCGACGCCAUCACUCCACAUCCUGAUGAGCACCACGAGGAGGCCUUCGACCUCGUCCCAUCGGUCGACUUCGGCGGUCUGGCGCAGCGCCGUCGCCGCCAGGUCUCAGAGUCCUCUCACGGCUCAGUUCGCUCCGUCCCCCGCACCCUGAACGUGCAGAUGCCCGGGUCGCCGGCGCCGACACCUCCCCGGCCGCGGCCGUUCCGUCGGUCGGAGACUGUGGCGGCCCUGGGUGUGUCUCCGGCACUACAGAGGAGACCACUGCGGCUCUCUGAUAACCUGCUGGCUUCCAUCGCGUCUCAGACAGCCGCCGGAGGGGGCCGGAUGGUGCGCCAGCUCAGCGAGACGGGCAGCGCAGGACAGGCUUCCGAGCCGCGGUCACCAGUGCGUCAGCUGCGGCGAACGAACACCGCCAUGUCGCUGCUGUCACAAUCCAGGGACACCCCGCCGACCCCGCGGCGACCCCUGCGGCACACAGAGAACAUCUACACCAUGCAGGCCCAGUUCAGCACCCCACCAGCGACCCCCGGCCCGCAGCGUCGGCCGCAGAGGCACACGGAGAACUUACACACCCUGAGGGGAAAGGUGGGCGGUGGCUCCACCUCAGGAGGGGACAGCACGCCCCGACUGCCCGGCUUCCGACUCAUCAGUGCCUCGUCCAACGACCUGAAGGGCAUGGACAGUGAGGGGAACAUCGUGCUGCCGAUUGACGACCUGCAGUUGGAGACGCUGCGGGAGGGGGAGGUGGUCACCCUGCCGCACUCGGCCAGCCUGGCGUCACUGGCCACCGCCGGCAGGGUAGCCACCGUGUCAGAGACGACCGCCGAAAAACCGCCAGACAUCCAUGAGGUGGAGGAGACGGCCAGCAUCGGCACGGCAGAGUCGGUCAUCACGCAGUCCCAGGCGCCCGUCUCCACCUGGAGCGGCUACUCCCAGUCCGAGGCCAGCCUUCUCGAUAACUACGGGCCACAAAUGCCGCCCGCCUCAACGCAGGAGUUCAAACUCAACCAGUUCAAGAACAAUUUGGCGGUGGUGGGCAGCGCCAUGUACGCCACGUUCCUGGUCAUGUUCGGACUCAUCAUCUUCGUGGCAGACAUAGUCGCUCCGCAGUGGGAGAUCGCUGAGAUUUUCACCAUUGUGCAAUCUGUCGUCGGCCUGGUGUGGCUGAUUGCGCUGCACUUCAGUGUGCGUCGCUACCUCGCCCGACUGGCAGAAGUGGCUAAAUCCACACAGGAGGGGCUCGGCGCCCUGGAACGUCAGCUGAUCUUGGAGCCGACCGAGGUCGAGGGCGAGUACCGGGUGCGCAUGCCGUUCAAGCAGACUGCCUCCGAGAUGAUUCGCUGCCUGUACAGCUUCAGCGUAGGCAGACACUCCGGCAGCUUCUACCUCAAGAUCGGCGCGGCUUGUUUCUGCUUCGGGCACCUGGUUCACCUUCUGAUGUUGCUCUACAAGCACAUCGACAACCUCGUUAUCCAUGGAGACGAGUGCAGUGACAUCGUGUCUAUUGUCCUCUACGCAAUUCAGCCCAUCUUUUCAUUCUACCAGCUCUACAUCACGUUCAAAUACUCAAAUAUUGUGAUCAACCACCACAAGACGUCGGCUCGGUUCGGCUUCAUGCACUGUAUCGCCAGCAGUCUCAACAUGUGGGUGUGGAGUAUCAUCAAGGAAACGGUGGACGCGGUGGCGGAGCACGGCGGCCACGGUUCAGACGAGCAUCACUACAACUCCUCAGAAUGCCAGGAGUGUACCGUGAGCAUUGCUUUGGAGGACGCCACUCUUCAGUACCAGAAGUGCGCCUAUAACGACAGCAUUGCCGAGGUGGUCACCAACCUCUCCGGCUACCUCUACCCGCUCACCAUCGAGUUCAACAUCCUCAUCGUCGGUGUGUGGUUCAUCAUUUGGCAAAACAUCGGAAACACCAAGAUCGGCCAAUAUCUGACCGGUGACGUCACCCAGGUGGAGGGGGCCACCAAUCAGUCGGUUCUGCAAGUCGAUUGCCGGCGAGCCAACCGUGGCAUGCUCUCGGGUCUGCUGAUCAUUGUUCUCGUCGUAGUGGACAUCAUCAUUUUCUUCUCACUGACCGCCGAGGAUAGCGAAUCUGCUCUACAAGCGGCCAUUUACAUGACCCAAUCAUGGGAACUAUUCCUAACUGCUUUGAUGGGCAUUCUCUGCCUGCUGGCAUACCACCAGCUGAUGCGGCUUGAUAUCAACAACCACCCGAUCUCAUUCCUGGACGACCUCCUGCUGUUCAUCUGCAUGCCGGCCUUCUUUCUCUACGGCAUCUUGAUCCUCGCACCGACGCUCUUCCCAAAAGAAGGGGACGAGCCGACGGUGGUUGACAUCAUGGUGCCGAUUGCACUGGUGAUAGAGGUGAUCAUUCAGACUCCGUUCCUGAUGGACAGCCUCCGACGGUGCAGCAACACGCCCGAGGCACGUCAGGCAAAGCCUGGGCGCGAGUACGUGACCGUGCUGCUCUUCUGCAACCUAGCCAUGUGGCUGCUGCAGACUCUGGAGAACCAGGCCAGUCAGGAUACACUGUGCGUCCACUUUUACGGCAACUUCACGUGGACGCUGCUCAAGCACGCCACCACACCACUGUGCCUGUUCUACAGAUUCCAUUCGUCCGUCUGCCUGGCAGAUAUAUGGAAGUCGGCUUAUGAACCGGGAAACUAGGAGAACGUGAUUAAAGAGGAAUAGAGAUUGUAGGUUGUGAAAGCGAGUCGCAAAAGGGCGACACGAAAGGGAAGAUACGUGUGCAGUGCGCAAUGAAUUGUUCGAGAU
Messenger RNA from Amphibalanus amphitrite, 3452 nucleotides. RefSeq names its product proton channel OtopLc-like. The coding region runs from base 189 to 3344 and encodes 1051 amino acids. NCBI's taxonomy places the organism in Eukaryota, Metazoa, Arthropoda, Thecostraca, Balanomorpha, Balanidae. The transcript is spliced from 14 exons. Gene Ontology annotation, cellular component: membrane. Gene Ontology annotation, biological process: proton transmembrane transport. Gene Ontology annotation, molecular function: proton channel activity. The record is from RefSeq and is a predicted model, not a curated record.